AAAUGUCCGAAGCGCUCUAUAUAAGCUAGUUGAUGUACCCUCUUUUCCAAAAUUAGUAUGUCGAGUAGACAGUCUGGCAAUCUGCGCACUUAUUUGGAUAAAAAAUUCAAACCCACCUUUGAUCAGUACGGUACAAAAGAUGGUAUUCCAUUGUCUGAUUUGAAGAGCCUUCUCGGGAAGUCUGACCUACCAGAAUCAAAAGUUCACAAUAUUGUGGACUCAGCCGAUAAAGAUGGAGACCAGUUCAUUACUUACGAUGAGUUCCUAAAACAAGUUCUUUCUGAGGAUGAAGGAACUCUUCGGAGACUGCGUAUUCACAAACGAGUCCUCAAUCGUGCAGUGUUGGCUAUAGCACCGGAUUGUGGACGCGAGUAUCAACGGACUGUUGCUGUAAACUCUGGUUACGAUUCUAUCGAUGGCUACAAUUGGGGUGAAGCAGAUGUUGAUAAUUAUAUACAGGCGUAUGACUGUCGCCCUCCUCCUAUAUUUAUCCCUUUGAUAACUAUUGCUGAGAUUGUAGUUUUUAUUUACUACGUUGUUACUUACAACAACAAACCUAGCUCUUCCAGUAUCGUCACAGCGUCAUCUGGUGUCCCAAUUGAUAGUAUAUUUAUUUAUAACCCAACUAAACGUCAUGAAGUAUGGAGAUUUUUGACCUAUAUGUUUAUUCAUAAUGGUUAUGUGCAUCUAGCUUUCAAUUGCUUACUUCAAGUUGUACUUGGUCUUCUACUUGAAAUUGUUCAUAAAUUUUGGCGAGUUGGAUUAGUUUAUUUGUUAGGCGUUAUUGCAGGUUCUUUAGCUCAUUCUGUGAGUGACCCAUUUGUUUUGUUGGCAGGAGCUAGCGGAGGCUGUUAUGCACUUAUUGGCGCUCAUUUAGCUACUGUAAUAAUGAAUUGGGAUAUAAUGCAAGAGAGAUGGCUAAAAGAUCCUUUAAACUUUAUAUCAAGUGGUGUUGUCAGAUUAAUUCUAAUUAUUCUACUUGGUGGUGGUGAUACUGGAUUAGCCAUUUAUGCUCGAUUGAAAAACCCAGAUGAAAGAACACGAGUUGGUUUUUCUGCUCAUUUCGGUGGAUUUAUAGCAGGUCUUUUAUUAGGUGUAGUUAUUUUGCGCAAUUUAAAGGUGGAAAAGUGGGAAAAAGUUUUCUUUUGGAUAUGUAUUCUUUUCUUCGUCCUAUUUUCUAUAGCAGCUAUCUUAUUCAAUGUGUUUUGUGCAAGAAUUAACAAAUGUCCUGCCUCUAUAUGGAAUACCUAAAAAAGUCAGUCAGAUUUUUAUUAUUUUUUUGACAGAGAAAUCAUGCAUUCUUGUUCUGUGAAAACACACUUUUCCAGAUUGUGAAUCUAAUUUUUUACUUCAACGUAUAUAUGUAACUAAUCAAAGUACUGUGUGUUUUUGUGAUUGUGCCUGAGUGUGCGCCUCCUUUCGUUGGCUUCCUUUGUUAACUCUUUCUUCUUUAUUGAAUUAUCUAAGAUAUGUUAUUUUUGAAAACCGUUUGUACUUUUUCCGUUUUCCAUUUUUAUUGAAUAUAAUGCCUUACUUGUUAUUAUCAUUUUUGUCUGACCUCGUUGAUCUCUAGUGGUCAGUAUAAAUUUUAUCAUGAAACACAUACUUUGUUUCUUGUAUAAAAAAAGACAAGUAAAUACUUUCUGACUCAUAAAAAGGAAUUAACGUAUUUAUUCUUAUCUGAUCAACCUUUCACGUUCAUUUCUUAUACUUGGACAUUUUCUUAUGCUUUAUUUGCAUGACUUAUAUUAAUGUGGUACAUGCUGACACUAAAAUACAAAUUGUUAUUUUCGUAUAUCUCAUGUUCUAAAGUCUAGUCCUAGUGACUUUUGUUUAUUUAUAUUUUUUUUAAUCCAUAAUCAUCUCUGGAUAUUUUGAUUGGAUAAACUUUUGUUUUGUUUGAUUGUAAUCGAUUUAUUAGUAUUAUUUGGUUGUGUAUCAGACAAUCUAAACUAGGUAGAUAUAAUAUCAUUAUCUUUUGUUUUGUAAUGUAUCAGUGUAGCAUACAUACAUAGAGGAAUUUUUACUUUUUGUGUAUAAAUGUAAGGGUUCAUGAAGCGUCAGUAAUGAGUAUUUAUUUUUUAGAGAGAAAAAUAAACGAAAAACCGGACAAUUUAAAUAAAUAAUAAAAAGUAAUUAAGUGAGAUUACUUAUUUUUAGUUAAGACUUUUGUUUAUAUGGUUUUUUUCAACUGCUUUGUUCACAAUUUAUAUGACUAAGAUUGAUCAAUAUUUUGUUCCUCUUGCAUAAAUUGUGAAGGUAUUCUUUUUUAAAUAUACAAAUAUAUGUAUUUGUAUGCGUUGCGCAAUUAGAAACUUUAUAUUAUUAUUGUUUGCUAGUGUAUACUUUCUAAAAUAUAUUUGUGUACUU
Molecule: messenger RNA, 2370 nt
Organism: Schistosoma margrebowiei
Lineage: Eukaryota; Metazoa; Platyhelminthes; Trematoda; Strigeidida; Schistosomatidae
Source: the annotation of a GenBank genome assembly